AGGGGGUUUCCUUGGUGGAAGCAGAGCAAGCUAUGCUGCGGCUUUGUCUGCAAGCAAUAGCGUCGUGACUCGUGGGUAUUCUGGAGACUAGACGGGUAUAUGGCCACGUACCGGCCGUUCUUGAAAUUUUUUUAUAUAAAUGGGCCGAAUUGUCCGUCUUGGGAUUAGCAAUCAUCAUCCUCGUCACCGCUCUCGACUUGCAGCGGGUCUGCAUAAGACUCACGCCGCGCUCCAUCGAACUUCGGUCAAUUAACACAGCCAAGAUGACUGUCACCUGCACGCUCUGCGGCGGCAGCUGCGCAGACGAGUGCUUUGCGAAGCACAACGGGGGGGACAACGGCGACUUCUCGUGCCACAACCCCUCGUGCAAUCUGCACAAGGGUAGCACUAUCAACUACAAGAAGAUGAUCUACCCCUGUUCCGAGCUCGGGCGCCUGAAGAGGGAGUCAGGGGCUAACAAGGUCCACUAUAACCACCCCGGCGAUAAAUCUGACGACGUCGGCGGGAAGCGGCGGCAGCGGCGCGCGGCAACGGGGCUCGACAAGGCGUUCGAAGACCUGAACAUCGACGAGGACUCGUACGUGGAGCGGGUGCGGCGGAAGCGGCGCGAGUCUGCAGCCCCCGCCGAGUUCGGCGCCGCGUACCCCAAGUCCGGGCCCAUUUACACCGAGGCCAAGCAGGACCGCGGGCGCGCCGCCGCCGACAAGUACUUUGGCCCGGCCCGGUUCCCGACGCGCCCGCCCGGGUACGACCCCGGCGCCGCUGGAUACCCCCCCGACCGGGUCCGCGACUGGGGCUGCGGCGCCGACACUGCGACGCGUGGCCGUCCGCCUUCCCGUGUUGUUGGUGAUGAUGAUGAUGAUGAUGAUGAUGAUGAUGAUGAUGAUGAUGAUGAUGAUGGCGACGACGAGGCCGCGUACAAGCCGACUCAGCGGCCGGGACGCUCGCGCUCGCGCUCGCGCUCUCGACGGCUGUCUUCGUUAGGCGAUGAUGGUGGUGAUGAUGACAAGCGCCGCUGGAGGAGACCAGGCCAGCCGGACCCAAACGCGCCGUGCUACCGCCGCCCAAGCUCCGCGUACGACCGCGACGGGUUCACGUUCACGCACAUCGGCAAGCCGGACAGAGAGGAGGAGGACAGGAAGCGGAAGCAGGCCAAGUGGGCCCAGGUCAAGAUCGAAAUGCAGGCUCAGGAAAACAAGGAGCGUCGUGAUGAGGAUAGAAAGAGGAGGUCGGGGAGUACAAAAACAGAUCGGCAACCGGCAUACUAAAUUGAUAAAUAUAAUUCGUAUGGUAUAAUUAAG
Lasiosphaeria miniovina is the source of this 1301-nucleotide messenger RNA. RefSeq lists its product as uncharacterized. The coding region runs from base 264 to 1268 and encodes 334 amino acids. The record is from RefSeq and is a predicted model, not a curated record. Lineage: Eukaryota; Fungi; Ascomycota; Sordariomycetes; Sordariales; Lasiosphaeriaceae. The transcript has 2 exons.